CCUAAAGCGGGCCAUUCACUAGACGAACCCGUACCCGACUCCCAACCGAGACCCGGCCUGCGACUCAUCCACCGACGUCCACACAUACACCACGAACCUUGCAAAGAGUUCAUUCGUACAGUGGUUGUGGUGAGCCCUACAUACACACUAUGUCUCCCGCGUGUUCCAAGAAGUCAAAAGUUGCUUUGGCAGUUGGUGCAAUUUUGUUAUUCGAAAAUGAAAAACAGAAAAAACGGAUUUGGGUGAAAAAGUGGUUGCAAAAGAGAGAACAUUUUACGCAUUUACGUUUAUUGAAAUGUAUCCAAUCCUCUGAGCCUCUUGAUGUUAUAAAUUAUCUCCGAAUGGAUUAUAACACAUUUCAAGAAUUAUUAAUGUUAAUAGAACCUCUUAUAAAAAGGGAAAAUACUGUAUUCAGAGAAUCAGUUACUGCUGAAGCACGGUUAGUGGCAACUUUGAGAUUUCUGGCAACAGGGAGGAGUUACGAAGACUUAAAGUUUUCGUGUAUAAUUUCUCCUCAGUUACUUGGAAAAAUCAUUCCAGAAACGUGUCGUGCUAUAUACAUGUCCCUCCGGGAAAAAUACUUGCGGUUUCCCUCAACAGAAGAGGAAUGGCUUCAAAUAGCAGACCAGUUUAAGAAAAUGUGGCAAUUUGAAAAUUGCUUAGGAGCCGCAGACGGCAAACACAUAGCAAUAAAACAGCCGCCAGGUAGUGGAUCAUACUUUUAUAACUACAAAGGAUUCUUUAGCGUAUUAUUUGCAAUCAAUUAUUUGUUUACAAUGGCCGAUGAUGAAGCUUUGGCUACUGCUCUAGCGCAAAUUGCUCGUUUGCAGGCGCAAGUAGAUCAGCUCACGGUUGAGGCUGAUCAGCCUGCGGUUGAAGCAGCUCCUGCUGCAAUGCCGGGCAUAAAUUUUAAUGGUAAUGGUGAGGCUGUUGGUGCUAAUGGUGUGAACGUGCAGUCUUCAUUCCGCUUGGACCAUUAUAGAGUUCCCAAAUUACCUCCAUUCUCGCAAGUGGACCCUGCCCUUUGGUUUAUUCAGGCUGAAGUGUCCAUGAGAAAUGCCCAUGCAGUGAGAUGUAAUAAAAGAACCUCAAAUGCGUGUGAUGAUGAAAUAAUCAGUGAAAUAAAAAGAUGGCUGGUCAAGGCAAAGGAAAGAUUGCAAAACAAAAACAAGAGAAGUGAAAAUAUUGAUAUGUAA
Messenger RNA from Anthonomus grandis grandis, 1196 nucleotides. RefSeq lists its product as uncharacterized. The transcript has 5 exons. Lineage: Eukaryota; Metazoa; Arthropoda; Insecta; Coleoptera; Curculionidae. The record is from RefSeq and is a predicted model, not a curated record. Bases 150 to 1196 code for a protein of 348 amino acids.